AUGGCAAAUAAUCGCGUCCCGAUCAACUACGUGACACCUGCAUUCCCGUCGCUCUACGAUCCUUUCCCCGGCCGCAGCAAUGUCGCCUACUACCUCUACCAUACCAGGGAUAUCUGGCGGUUCACACUGUACUGGACCUUGAUCUUCUACAUAUGCUGCUAUAUGACUGUUGCUGCCUGUGCACUUGUCAUGCAAGGUCGGAAUUGGAAAUUUUGUUUAGCGGUGCCUGUUGUGUAUGCCGUCACCGGGGGUCUUGAAGCGGUUCUUGCGGGGAGUAUUGUGGGAGGCGUAAUAGGAUCUGUGUACGAAGCGGGGAAUUUUAGGAUGUCUACGUGGAUUCCGAUUAUCUGGGGCGGCGUCAAUCUUCUGGUUCUGAUCCUAUCGAGUUUCCCGAUACCAGGUGGAUUAUGA
This is a messenger RNA of Aspergillus puulaauensis, 411 nucleotides long. RefSeq lists its product as uncharacterized. The record is from RefSeq and is a predicted model, not a curated record. Bases 1 to 411 code for a protein of 136 amino acids. The transcript is spliced from 2 exons. Lineage: Eukaryota; Fungi; Ascomycota; Eurotiomycetes; Eurotiales; Aspergillaceae.